AUGGCAGCAGCGGCGGCGGAGUCUUGGAUCAAGGCCACGGGAGUGCCGCUGCUGGAAGCCAUGAAGCAGAUGACGCUGCAGCAGGCGGCGGUGCAUUCGGGCGGCCUCAUCGCGGCUACCGUGGUGGGCGUGGUGGCGGGCCUCAGGCUGCUGGAACUGGUCGGGGAGCAGCUGGAAGCCGUGAAUGCGCGGGUGGGCAGAAGCAACGGGCUGGAUGUUCUGGUGGGGACGGCGCUGGCCUCGGUGCACCGCCCCGCGCUGGUGCUGCUGCCCUGGUACGGCUUCUUCUACAUCCUGCUGGUGGCCUCCGCCUUUGCCAAGGUGGCAGUCACCCGCCUGGACGCCACGCUGCACGCCGUCACGCACAUGUGCGCCCACCAGCUGGCGGGCUGGCUGUCGGGCGCGGCGCAGCUCAUGCAAGACACCUCCCAGCUGGUGCUCAUCAUCUUCCUGGCCUGGUUCCUGAUCGGCUGGAAGGCGCAUCUUCUGCGCUGCGUGCUGCCCAAGCUGCAGAGCGACAUGGGGGAGGAUGCUGACCUGGCGCGCCUGCUGGUGCCCCUCAGCAACCUGCUGUCCUGGGCCAUCGUGGCUUGCGCUGGGGUGACCACCUUUGCUGCCUUUGGCAUCGAUGUGCGCCCGCUGCUCACCGUCGGCAGCAUUGGCACGGUGGCCGUCGGUUUUGCGGCUCAAAGCACGAUGCAGAACGUGGUGUCGGCGCUGCAGAUCUACUCGUCCCGCCCCUUCAUCGUGGGCGACCGCAUCCAGCUGAGGAGCCUGGGGGGGUCGGUCAUCGUGGCAGGCAAGCUGGCAGCACCAGGACCAGCGCCAGCAGGAACAGCUGUGCGCUGCACAGUGGAGCACAUCGCUCCCAUGCGCACCGUGAUCAACGGCGGCGACCAGCUGCCGGUGUACAUUAACAACAAGGACGUGAUGAACCUGAUUGUGGUGAACGAGAGCAAGCGGCGGCGCGGCAGCGUGCCGCCGGGCCAGGUCGUGACCGCCACGCUGGCGAUACGCUACCAGGAUGUCGAGCUGCUGCCCCGGAUUGAGCAGGCGAUCACAGAGUAUCUGUGCAGCCAUGCGGAUCUGGACCACAGCUUGGGCGCCCCGCGCUGUGUGCUCUCUGAAUUCAACACCACGGGGCCACAGCUGACGAUUCGGGCGGUGCUGCAGCCGCAGGCGGCCAGUCGGCAGCCCUUUGUCACUGCAGAGCUGCUGCGGGAGGCGGAGCAGAUUGUCAGGGCACAUGGAGCCUACCUUGCCAUCGAGGAGCAGCUGGGCCAGGCCCUCCCGCCCAGCCCACCCACCACUGCCAUCCCGGCGAGCCAGAUGAGGCCUGCCGGCGGCGGCAGCAGGCUUUGA
Messenger RNA from Chlorella variabilis, 1362 nucleotides. RefSeq lists its product as hypothetical. The transcript has 15 exons. NCBI's taxonomy places the organism in Eukaryota, Viridiplantae, Chlorophyta, Trebouxiophyceae, Chlorellales, Chlorellaceae. Bases 1 to 1362 code for a protein of 453 amino acids. Gene Ontology annotation, biological process: transmembrane transport. Gene Ontology annotation, cellular component: membrane. The record is from RefSeq and is a predicted model, not a curated record.